UGGAACUACGGCAACGGAGGAAGCCAGGGAAAUAGAGUAGAUGUCGUUGCAGUCGGACAGCUUCAUCACUUCCCUUUCGUCCUCCAUUCCCGUGCCGAACGACACGCUUCGACCGUCUCGGCUUGCAAAUCCGGCACAAUGCCUCCUAAAUUCGAUCCCAACGAGGUGAAAAUCGUCUACUUGCGAUGCGUCGGUGGAGAGGUGGCAGCGACGGCGGCCCUGGCCCCGAAAAUUGGGCCUUUGGGCCUGUCACCAAAAAUGGUGGGAGAUAAUAUUGCCAAGCAAACUGCUGAUUGGAAAGGGUUGAAUAUCACUGUGAAGCUGACUAUUCAAAACAGACAGGCUGCAAUCACAGUUGUUCCAUCAGCUGCUUCCCUCAUUGUCAAGGCCCUCAAAGAGCCACCCAGGGAUCGAAAAAAGCAAAAGAAUAUCAAGCACAGUGGAAAUAUCACAUUUGAAGAGAUUCUUGGCAUCGCUCGAUCCAUGAGGGAGCGAAGCAUGGCCCGAUACCUAUCUGGGACCGUGAAGGAGAUCCUGGGAACAUGCCAGUCUGUGGGCUGCACCGUGGAAGGGAAAGCACCUCAUGAUGUUAUCGACAUGGUCAACAAUGGUGAACUCGAAGUGCCUGACGAAUGAAUCCCGUGAGUCAGACUACCACUCUUGACAAGCUGAUCCACACGUCUGAAAUCUUACCUGUUAUGGUCAAUCUAAGCAAUCAAAGAGAGUGAACUUUGGAAAGACGUGGAGAUGGAGCUUGUCAAGUCUGGGUGUCAUUGGUUGGGGUUGGCAUCCCAUCCACCUGUCUCACUUUCAUAGUGAGGUCAGGCAACCUAUGCGCCACCGGGGAGAAAACCCCGAUAACAAAUCGUUCUUUUUCCAUUUAUUGUUCACAGGGUGUUCUCAUUUUGCUGAUUUCUCUUUCAAUUUCUGUUCCAGGAAGCU
Darwinula stevensoni is the source of this 942-nucleotide messenger RNA. NCBI's taxonomy places the organism in Eukaryota, Metazoa, Arthropoda, Ostracoda, Podocopida, Darwinulidae. The record is from the annotation of a GenBank genome assembly.